Messenger RNA from Gossypium arboreum, 780 nucleotides. RefSeq names its product receptor-like protein EIX2. NCBI's taxonomy places the organism in Eukaryota, Viridiplantae, Streptophyta, Magnoliopsida, Malvales, Malvaceae. The transcript has a single exon. Gene Ontology annotation, molecular function: protein binding. The record is from RefSeq and is a predicted model, not a curated record. The coding region runs from base 1 to 780 and encodes 259 amino acids.
AUGACCAAGAAAGGGAGUUCAAAUGCAACCGUAAAGUACACAAUUUUAUAUUCCAACUCCAUUUGGGACAGUAAUGGUGGCACCAGUGACCAUUCUGCUGCAACUUACACUGAUUAUGCAUCAGUUGUUUGGAAAGGGGUGGAGCAAGAAUACGGGAAAACUCUUGGAUUACUUAAGGUCAUCGAUCUAUCAAGCAAUAACUUGAGUGGAGAAAUUCCUGGAGAAUUAACAAGUCUUGUGGAGUUGGUUACCUUAAACCUGUCAAGGAACUUGUUGAGUGGUAUCAUCCCUAAGGAAGUUGGCCAAUUGAGAGCACUGGAAUCUCUUGAUUUGUCCACAAAUAGACUUUCUGGUGAAAUCCCAUUGAGCUUGGCUGAUUGUUCCUUCCUGAGUUGCUUGAAUCUAUCAAAUAACAACCUUCCUGGAAAAAUCCCAUUGAGCACUCAACUCCAAAGCUUUCUUGUUGAAUCAUAUAUGGGAAAUGGACUUCCAUUCAAUGCCAUAUGCCCUGAAGACGAGAAACAGCAAGACGGAGGUGUUGAACACAGCAAUCUAGAUGACGAGAAAUGGUACAAAUGGUACAAAUGGUACAAAGGCUCCGGAUUUUACGUAAGUUUAAUUAUCGGUUUCACUCUAGGCUUUUGGGGACUUUGCUGGACCUUACUGCUCAACUGGCCUGGAAAUCCUGCCAGUUUCCAAUUUUUUGAUAAUAUGGUGGACUGGCUCAGCUUGACAAUGGCACUGAUUGCCGCAAAAGUGAAGAGGAGACUGACAAGUUAA